AUGAAGAAUAUUGUUGUGUUUUUCUUCUUUUUCAUUGCUGCUUUUGCUGGCAAUUUUAAUCAGAAUUUCGAUAUUACAUGGGGUGACGGACGGGCAAAAAUACUCAAUAACGGCGAGCUUCUUACGCUGUCCUUGGACAAGACUUCUGGUUCUGGAUUUAAGUCGAAAAACCAAUAUUUAUUUGGUAAGAUAGACAUGCAGCUAAAACUUGUCCCGGGCAACUCUGCUGGCACUGUCACCGCUUACUAUUUGUCUUCCACUGGAUCGAGUCACGACGAAAUUGACUUCGAGUUUCUUGGUAACCUAAGCGGGGACCCUUAUAUUCUUCAUACUAAUGUGUUCACAGAAGGAAAAGGUAACAGAGAGGAACAGUUUUAUCUCUGGUUCGAUCCCACCAAGGACUUCCACACCUACUCUAUUCUGUGGAACCCUCUAAGCAUCAUAUUUUCUGUAGAUGGAACUCCCAUUAGGCAAUUCAAGAAUUUGGAAUCUAAAGGGGUCCCCUAUCCAAAGAGCCAACCAAUGUGGAUUUUCUCAAGCCUAUGGGAUGCUGAUGAUUGGGCCACAAGAGGGGGCCUUGUCAAAACUGACUGGAGUCAAGCUCCUUUUACAGCUUCUUACAAAAAUUUUAAUGCUCGGGCUUGCAUAAUCUCUUCAGGUUCUUCUGCUGAUGCAUGCUCCAAAAAUUCUUCUGAAAAUUCAUGGUUAACGGAAUCAUUGGACAGCAGCGGCCAAGAAAAAAUUAAGUGGGUACAGAAGAAUUACAUGAUAUACAGUUAUUGUACUGAUAACAAGCGUUUUCCUCAAGGAUUUCCUCCAGAGUGCACAAUGGCAUGA
Molecule: messenger RNA, 837 nt
Organism: Fraxinus pennsylvanica
Lineage: Eukaryota; Viridiplantae; Streptophyta; Magnoliopsida; Lamiales; Oleaceae
Source: the annotation of a GenBank genome assembly